UUUCAACGUAAAGCUACAGGUUAGCUAUCAGCUGUGAGACUGAAGUUGUCAACGUUGGGUCACUUAGCCAUUUUUCUUAAUUAAGCCUUAUCACAGAACAUCAGCUGGUGUUUAGGAAGUUACAGACAGAAUGAUUCAACAUAGUGUGACUCUACCGAAGAAGCUACCGUUGGUGAUUGUUUCAGAUGGUGUUUUGUUGCCUGGCUCAACCAUCCGUAUACCUGUAUCCACUGUUAAAAACAUCAACUUGGUUAGAUCACGCUUGACCACUGGCAACAGGUUAAGGAACACUAUCAUUGGCAUCGUUACCAAGGAGAUCAGAAAGGAGUCUCAACUUGGCUCGCUCCAUGAGAUUGGCACAGCUGCAUUGGUUGUGCAGGUGACUGGUACCAAUUGGCCACGUCCAUCGUACACGCUUCUGGUUAUGGAGUAUGUAGAUUUAAAUUGUUAUCCAUCAUCCAAGAACAUUCCUUUACCCUGUGGGUUGGGGCAGUUAUGCAGAUUGAUUAUAACAAAAGUUUAG
This is a messenger RNA of Macrobrachium nipponense, 523 nucleotides long. Its product is annotated as lon protease homolog 2, peroxisomal-like. The transcript has 4 exons. The record is from RefSeq and is a predicted model, not a curated record. The coding region runs from base 131 to 523 and encodes 130 amino acids. Lineage: Eukaryota; Metazoa; Arthropoda; Malacostraca; Decapoda; Palaemonidae.